Schistosoma turkestanicum is the source of this 887-nucleotide messenger RNA. NCBI's taxonomy places the organism in Eukaryota, Metazoa, Platyhelminthes, Trematoda, Strigeidida, Schistosomatidae. The record is from the annotation of a GenBank genome assembly.
AUUUAGCACUGAACAUGAAGUCCAUUCGACGAAAACAUCUUCUAUCUCAUUAACAGGCACAGUACGGUUUGUUAUAAAGUGCUGACAAAACAGCCGCAAAUUCAACUACUUGCGUUAUGGACAUUUCGUUGUAUCCUAUAGUCAUCGCUGUCGUUGUAUGUGUUGUAACUGUUGUACUGUAUUGGUUUUCAGUUAAAAGGAAACUUAAGAAUGUUUUGUUUGUUGGUGCAUGCGAUGCAGGGAAAACAACUCUUUUCUCUUCGAUUGUAUAUGGAAAUCCAUCUUCCACGUUUACAUCUCUGAGUGAGAAUGUUAAAAGCUUACAAACAGAUAAAAAAGCUCUUGUUCUUAUCGAUGUUCCUGGUCAUGAAAAAGUUAGAAACGAAAUAAUUCGCAAAUAUAAAUUGGACACUUUAGCAUUGGUUUUUGUUAUAGAUUCAAAAUCUAUUCAAAGUGAUAUAAAAGAUAUUGCUGAAUUUUUGUACAAUAUACUAGUGGAUAAAGUUUUUAUAAAAAAUCGUGUCAAAUUGCUAGUAGCCUGCAAUAAACAAGACGCUACUACAGCAAAAGGUGUUAGUGUAGUAACUCACCUACUUGAAAAAGAACUGAAUACUCUUACAUUUACACGUACUGGUGCACUUGCUGGCCUUGAUCAAUCUACCAUAUCAACACUGACAAAGCCGGGAGUAACUUUUACUUUUGCAAAAAGUCGUCUACCGGUAGAUUUCGUCGAGAUUUCUGCUAUAAACGAUUCGUCUGCGAUUCAUAAGUGGCUUAUGCAACUUUAAGUUUGUAAAACCUUAUUCUUAUUGUAAGAUAAUUAUUCUGUUGAUAAAAAAAAAAUAUCUGAGUUUUAUUUUUCUUGUUAAUAUACACUUUUGUCUGCA